Strongylus vulgaris is the source of this 582-nucleotide messenger RNA. The record is from the annotation of a GenBank genome assembly. NCBI's taxonomy places the organism in Eukaryota, Metazoa, Nematoda, Chromadorea, Rhabditida, Strongylidae.
AUGGAUAUGGUUCAGCUUUCAACUGCUCAAUUGGAGCCACCUGAAGAACAGCGGCGACGAUUUGAAAUCGAAUGCGAAUUUGUGCAAGCACUUGCAAAUCCCCAUUACGUGAAUUUAUAUAUUGGAGGAAUAGCUUACGGUUUUGAAAUUUCAGUUGCUUUGAUAUCAAUUUCAGUUCUUGCUCAACGUGGAUUUUUGAAAGAGCAACAUUUCAUCAACUAUCUGAAGUAUCUGCUUUAUUGGAAGCAGCCGGAAUACGCAAGAGCUUUAAAAUAUCCGCAAUGUUUGCAUUUACUAGAGUGCCUUCAAUGUCCAAACUUUCGUGAAGCCCUCACUUCAGGGGCAAAUGCGAAAUUCAUAGAAGAUCAGCAAGUUCUACAAUGGCUCUAUUAUCUUCGCAAGCGGCAGAGAUUACAUGUAUGUUACUCAUACUCUGACUUUUAUAUAUAUCUUGACAUUCUGUUCUAUUUUGACAGCGUUAAGGUGAAUCCUGACGCGGCAGAAAAUGCAGAGGGGAAGUCGCAUGAUGACACUGAUGAUGAUCUGGAUGGAGAUGAAGCGGGUCCAAAUACGGCACAUUAA